AUGUCCAUGUCCAUGUCCAUGUCCGAACCUGCUUAUAGAUCUGAUACUGAUAAUGUUAAUGAUGAAUUAACAAUUGAAGAAGAAAUUGGUGGUUCUGGGGUUGAAUUCGAAAAACUAUUAUCGUUAUUUUCUUCAAAGGAUAACAAUACAGUUUCUGUAGAUUCAAUCCUUGAAUCCCGUGAUAAUUGGGAUGCGCUUCUUAACAUUGGUUUCUUUUGUAAGAUGAUCAUAAACCCACCUGAAAACCUUUCUCACCUCGAUCAGUUUAAGUAUUUCAAUUGGGCUAUUUCUAGAGAUGAUUUCCAGAUCAAUGAUUCAUUGUUAGAUGGUAUUGCCAAUAUUUUAACAAAACCCGUUUUAACAACACCAAAACUGUGGCCUGAAACUGAUAAACAAUGGUUGCAUCUCUCAUGGAAUCUUGUCAAAAGCGGCGGUGGUGGCGGCGGCGGUGUUGUUACUAAAUUGCGCAACAAAUUGAUUAAAAACCUCGGCGAGGAGGAUAGCAACAUCCACGGUAUUGUUACUACUAGAAUCCUCAACAAAUUGAUAAACGCAUUUGGGUAUUUUGGAGAUCAUAAAUCUGGAAUUGAGAUACUGAACAAGUUUCCUGAUUUUAGGUGCAACCCAGAUUUGAAUACCUAUUCAGGUGUUGUAUAUUGUGCUUGGGGAUGUAAAUCUGAAGACUGGGAAUUAGAAUUUUGCCAGAAAAUGGUUAAGUAUUUACAGGAAAAUGACAGUAAUGUUGAUAAUGAGAGUGUUUCUUGGAUCAUAAACCUGUACUGCAAAAUCGAUAAGCCUAAACUGGGUCAUGCAAUUUAUGAAGCUGCUAAAAAGAAAACUCCUGCAAAUUCUGUUCAUCAAUUGAUACAUUGUCUUUCAAAACACGAUGAAACUUUAUGCUUAGCUCACAAUAUGCUAGCUGGUUUAGAUUCUUCAGCCCGUGAAAACGCAACUUCAGGACUUGCCAUAAGGAUGUUAAUGGCAGGCCCGACUCCUGAGGUCAAAGCCUUUAACCAUGUCAUCAAAUGUUUAUGUUCAACUGGAAAUAUGGAACGUGCAUAG
Messenger RNA from Spinacia oleracea (spinach), 1062 nucleotides. RefSeq lists its product as uncharacterized. Bases 1 to 1062 code for a protein of 353 amino acids. The record is from RefSeq and is a predicted model, not a curated record. Gene Ontology annotation, molecular function: mRNA binding; protein binding. The transcript has a single exon. Lineage: Eukaryota; Viridiplantae; Streptophyta; Magnoliopsida; Caryophyllales; Amaranthaceae.